Molecule: messenger RNA, 1304 nt
Organism: Octopus sinensis (East Asian common octopus)
Lineage: Eukaryota; Metazoa; Mollusca; Cephalopoda; Octopoda; Octopodidae
Product: zinc finger protein 248-like
Exons: 2
Coding region: 599-1087 (162 amino acids)
Biological process (GO): regulation of DNA-templated transcription
Molecular function (GO): RNA polymerase II cis-regulatory region sequence-specific DNA binding; DNA-binding transcription factor activity, RNA polymerase II-specific
Source: RefSeq, a predicted model, not a curated record
UUUGCUGACAGAAUGGGACAAAGAAAAAGACGAAUGAAUCCAGCCAGUCAGUAGAGCCAUCUAUUGGAGAAAUGAGGAAUAGAAUUAUCACAAGGGAAAUAACCUCUACAGCACAUCAACAUCCAUUCAAUUAAAUUAUUAAUUAAGGUGAUUAAUUACCGAACACUGAGUCGCUGUUUAUAGCUGAAUACGAAUAUCACCUUAUGUUGACCCACAAGAAACGUCUUCAUUCAGAUGUGCCUUUCAUAUUUUUACGUCGUUUCAUCAACUAAAGCAAGAUGACAUAAUUUAUCAGGAGCAUUCAUCAAUACAUCAAAAUUUAUAUGAAUACAAUCUAAGAAUACAAUAUUUUUUUCUUGUCUUCACUGUUUGGAAUGUAGAGGAAGUGAUUGCCUUACAGGUUAAUUAAGGUUGGAUAACUUUACAAACGAGAUGACAAUUUCCACCUGCAGAUUUAGAUAUUAAGUAAGAUCACAGGAGAAAGAAACACAGCUUCGAAUUCUUUUCUAGAAAAAGUGGCAGAACUGAAAACAAAGAUGUUUAUAGAGAUGAAGGAAACAUUAUCAUUGUGAUAUGUAUAAUAAAUUAUUCUCUCAUAAUGAGCAAAUUAGCUAAACCAAAAAAACCAGAUUCAAGAGAGAAGCAACAUUCCUGUGAAAUCUGUGGUAAAUCAUUCUCUUAUAGGAAUACCUUGAUUGAACACAAGCAUACGCAUACUGGAGAAAAGCCAUAUCAUUGCGAUAUCUGUAGUAAAUCAUUCUCCUGUAGGAGUAACUUGGCUCACCACAAACAUACACAUACAGGAGAAAAGCCAUAUGAUUGUGGUAUCUGUGGUAAAUCAUUCUCUCGAAGGAGUACGUUGACUGAACACAAACGCACACAUACGGGAGAAGAGCCGUUUCGUUGUGAUAUCUGUGGUAAAUCGUUCGCGUGUAGGAGUAACUUGGCUCAACAUAAACGUACUCACACAGGAGAAAAGCCAUAUGAUUGUGAUAUCUGUGAUAGGUCAUUCGCUAAAAGGAGUAACUUGACUAAACACGAGUAUACACAUGCAUCAGUAAAGCCGUAUCUUUGUAACACAUGGUAAAUCGUUCUCUUAUGGGUGCAACUCGAUUCAACACAUACAUACAUAUACAGGAGAAAAGAAAUAUCAUUAUAAUGUCUUAUAGGACUUGACUCGACACAAACAUACACAUCAUCACCAUCGUUUAAUGUCUGCUUUCCAUGUUAGCAUGGGUUGGACAAUUUUGACUGAGGGCUGGCGAACCAGAUGGCUGCACCAGGCUUCUAUCUUGAUCUGGCAG